UUUGAACUUUCAAACAAUAAUUAUCUAUUAUUAUGUAAGAGUAGAGUCAAAUACAAAGAAUUAUUUUCGAUCCCUAAAAAAAUCGUGGGUCCAUAGCCCUUGCAAUGAAUUUCAUACGCUAAUGUCAAUGAAGGAGGUUUCCUCCAUUGACCAGAUUGAUUGCUAGAUUGCUAGCUUGUCUUGCUUCUCUGUUCUUCUCCUUCUCUCUCUCUCUCUCUCUCUCUCUGUUCUAGCUUAGCUUUGUUCCCGUCAAAUAAUCAAAUACUAUAAAAUGGACCCUUUUGCCCAUUUACCCAUUUCCUCUUUCUUCUUAUUUUUUAUUUUCUACUCUUAUUUCCUUUUCAAAGAUUUCAACUAUACACUCCAUCUCAAGGUCUUCUCUUCUUCCUAUUUUUAUAUGGGAGAAGGAGUGAUUCUUGUGAUUAACUAAUUAUGGGAAAUUGUUGUAGGAAACCCGCCAAGUGCACUCAUGCUUCUUCUACUAAUUUUUCUUCUGCUUCUGGAAGUAAAAAGUCUCAUAAUAAUGGAUUGAAGCAAGAUUCUACAUCUUCCAAUCAAACAUCAGUAGCAAGCUCGAACAAAUCUUCAAUAACAAGCAAAGUUGAUGCAAAUGUUUCCAGCAAUCUCAAGUCCUUUAGCUUUAGUGACUUGAAGAAUGCCACCAAGAACUUUCGUUCCGAAACAAUGCUGGGAGAGGGCGGUUUCGGGUGUGUUUUCAAAGGAUGGCUUGAUGAAAACACUUUAGCUCCUACUAAACCAGGAACUGGAAUUGUUGUGGCAGUAAAGAGGCUCAAGGCAGAAAGUUGUCAGGGUCACAAGGAGUGGCUUGCAGAGGUAAACUAUCUAGGUCAGCUUCGUCAUGAAAAUCUAGUGAAACUCAUUGGCUAUUGUGCUGAAUCUGAUAGUAGACUUCUAGUUUAUGAGUUCAUGCCAAAGGGAAGUUUGGAGAAUCACUUAUUCAGAAGGGAUCAACCUAUCACCUGGGUUACUCGGAUGCGCAUUGCCAUUGAUGUUGCAAGGGGAUUGUCCUUCUUACAUGGUUUAAAUGCCAAUGUCAUUUAUCGAGAUUUGAAAGCAUCCAAUGUUCUACUUGAUUCGGAUUACAAUGCGAAGCUUUCAGAUUUUGGCCUAGCAAGAGAUGGUCCUACUGGAGAUAAUACUCAUGUUUCAACCAGAGUGGUGGGAACUCGGGGUUAUGCUGCACCGGAAUAUGUCGCCACUGGUCACUUGACUCCAAAGAGCGAUGUGUAUAGCUUUGGCGUUGUCUUGCUAGAAUUACUGUCAGGAAGAAGGGCAAUGGAUGAUGAAAGAACCAAUUUUGUUGACGAAACUCUAGUGGACUGGGCAAAACCUUUCUUAAGUGACAGCAGGCGAGUUCUGAGAAUCAUGGACACUAGAUUGGGUGGUCAGUACUCGAAGAAAGGAGCCCAAGCUGCAGCCUCACUUGCAUUGCAAUGCCUGCAUAUAGACCCCAGAAAUAGGCCCUCAAUGAUUGAAGUUUUAACUGCCUUAGAAAAACUUAACAUAUCAAAGGAUGUGCCAAGAACACCCCCUUCUGCUAAGCUGGAUAAUCACAAUAUCAAGAAUAUUAAUAGCCCUCGCCAGAGUAAUAGAGUAACCACCAAUUUGGUAUGACCAAUUUUUGCUUGUGUGCUUGUGCAUUAUUCAUGUUACUCAUAGCUAGUGUUGGGUACUGAAGCUGGUUGAAGCUACUGCGUGCAAAAAUGCGACAUCCACAUAAUUGUGAGAUCAGUUUCCCAGAUGAUGAUAAAAGGUUCUUUUAGCAUCAAAUGAAUGUUUGUAUAUAAUCUCAAAUGAAUGUUUGUAUAUAAUCUCUCAACUUUUUGAAGAUCGUGGCUUAGUAUCAGUUUAGUAGUUCUUGUUUGUUAGGAGAAUGUUGUUACUGUUAUUGUAAAAAUCUGUAUAAGAUUGCAUUCUCUCUUUGUUAUAGAAUGGAGGAAAAAUAUAAAAAACAACUUCAGCAGA
Messenger RNA from Jatropha curcas, 1986 nucleotides. RefSeq names its product putative serine/threonine-protein kinase PBL3. Lineage: Eukaryota; Viridiplantae; Streptophyta; Magnoliopsida; Malpighiales; Euphorbiaceae. The record is from RefSeq and is a predicted model, not a curated record. Gene Ontology annotation, biological process: protein phosphorylation. Gene Ontology annotation, molecular function: protein kinase activity; ATP binding.